AUGACUCUUGCUCGUAGAAUUGUAUCCCCGGAGGAUUUGACUCAGUGGAUUGAGUCGCCAGCCUACAAUCAAAUUAUCACAUUUAUAACCAAGUUGCAAGAUCUGGUGCAAGGCAAGCCAAACGACUCACCAGUGCAAGUAUCAGAAAAUAGUCAAAUCGUUUUGAACUUGCUUGAUAAUGUUGUUCAACGGGCAAUAGAUAACAACCCAGUAGUACAUGAAAAGGAAAUCUCAAGAUUUGGGAAGAUUGAGUUCAGGGAUUUCUAUGACGAACUCGGUGAGCUAUUACCAGCUGAGAUCAAGACUUUAGUGGUGGCCAAGUAUGGAAACGAAGAGGAAGCUAGCGAAAUCUCUGAGUACUUUAAAAACUCAUUUGGUAACAGAACUAGAAUUGAUUACGGCUCUGGCCAUGAGCUCAACUUUAUUGUGUUCUUGCUUUGCCUUAGUAAAUUGAAGUACUUCCAAGAUGAAGACUUUCCGUGCAUAAUCCUCCAAGUGUUCAACAAAUACAUGAAAAUCAUGAGACAGCUUCAAAAGGUGUACUGGCUUGAACCUGCUGGAUCCCAUGGUGUUUGGGGAUUAGAUGAUUACCACUUCUUGCCAUUUUUAUUUGGUGCAUCUCAGCUUGCCACACAUCCUCAUAUGAGACCUAAACUGAUCCACAACGAAGAAUUGGUAGAGCAGUUUUAUAAACAGUACAUGUACUUGGAGUGUAUCCACUUUAUUAACUCUAUCAAGACUACACCCCAAGGUGAAAAUCCUGAAGCUGGUGCCGGUAAGUUAAGCUUAAGAUGGCAUUCGCCUAUGCUUGACGAUAUUCUGGCUGCUAAAUCUUGGGCUAAAAUCAAGGAAGGAAUGAUCAAAAUGUACAAGGCAGAGGUUUUGAGCAAGUUGCCAAUUAUUCAACAUUUGAUGUUUGGUAGCUUAAUCGUUUGCCCAGAGGGUGUUGCAGAGCACUCACAUGAUGAUGCUGAUAGUGAUUGCGGUCACAUUCACGAAGCUGUAAACACAUGGGGAGACUGUUGCGGGAUCAAGGUCCCCAGUGCCAUUGCUGCGUCCGAAAUGAAUAAGCUUAAGAAACCAAUCCCGUUUGAUUAG
This is a messenger RNA of Dujonia railenensis, 1098 nucleotides long. NCBI's taxonomy places the organism in Eukaryota, Fungi, Ascomycota, Pichiomycetes, Serinales, Debaryomycetaceae. The record is from the annotation of a GenBank genome assembly.